CCAGUAACGUCCGAGAAUACCUGUAACGUCAUGAUUCAUGAUAUAUAAAAAAAUUGCGGCAUUCCGUGCGCCAAUAAUUCCGUGGAAUUUCAAAUUUAUAACCUUAAAAUAAACGUAACUGAUAACCUAUAAAUGGAUGAAAACAAUUUAUAUAAGUCCUUUAAUGAAUUGAUUGAAGAAAAUGAAGGAUGGAUUUUGACAAAAAAUGAACAUGGAAAAGUAAAAGUUUCUUCUUGUAAAGAAGACGAGACAAAUAUCUAUGAGAAAACAAGAGAUUGGUUAGUUAUCGGAUUUAAUAAAACAAGAAUUGAUUUGCUGCAACUUCCAAAACCUGAAUUAGGAAAAAUUGUAAAUUUAUUUAUUAGAGAUUUGUUGAAUUCAGAAAGAAAAAAUGGAUAUUUUCUAUUUAAAAGUGUCCCAUAUGUUGAAGUAUUUAUUUGUGGUACAUUAGUUUCUUUUUAUGUGAAAAACAAUAAAUAUUAUACAAUAGUUGAUGAUGGGACGAGCUGUAUAAAAUGUAUAAUAUCAAAAGAUCAUCUCUCAAUACUUAAAGAAGACGAGGACUCAAAUUCUUCGAUUGAAAAAAGUGCAAGCAGUGUUACCAUGAAAGCAGCAACCAUGACAAAUGUUUCUAAAACCUCUUUGAGAAACUCUGUUCCUGAAUUCAGUGAACUAGAGCUGGGAAGUAUAAUCAAAAUUAUUGGUACUAUAGAUGAAUAUGAUGGAAAUAGGUAUAUUUUCCCAAAGAAAAUUGUAAAAGAACCGAAAGGGACAAUAUUUCACUGCACCCACCUCGAGAAUUUGAUACAGCAGUAUACAGAAACAUUCAACAAAUAACUCUUAGUAUUCAUAUAAAUUGAGAGAAAUGAAUGAAGUCAGAUUCAAAUGAUUUGUGAUGUGUGCUUCUUUAGUUUCAAAAGUAAAUAAGCGAACUGAAUAUUUUCCAGUCAAUUUUAA
Molecule: messenger RNA, 957 nt
Organism: Leptinotarsa decemlineata (Colorado potato beetle)
Lineage: Eukaryota; Metazoa; Arthropoda; Insecta; Coleoptera; Chrysomelidae
Source: RefSeq, a predicted model, not a curated record